AUGGUCCAGCAAGACUUCCUACUCAAACCAAACCCAUUCGAAUUCCCAAAACAACAGGAACAAGAAACAUCAACCAUCAACCUCGAACCUACAGCCACCUCAUCCUACAACGUCAACGCAUUCGGAGUGAUCGACAGACCAUCCACCAUACCACGACUAGCCGUCUCAAAUGGACUGCCAGGAGGAGGAGACUGUGCGAAACUGUGUCCACGACAUCAGCGGAUGGCCAACGAAGGAACCAAUCGAGCACUGCAGGAAGCCAUCGAGAAACUACCACAGACAGACCAAGAGGCCAUCAACACCGCCUGGAGCAUCUUCAGUGCCUCCAACGUCCAUCGACGAACAUUGAUCCUCACCGGCCUCUUGACGAUCUGCUGUCCAUCCCAACUGACCUUCCUGACGGACUCCUUGCGCUCGGCUUGUCGGACAGACCCCUUCAGUCGGCUGCCCAAAGAACUCAGCCUCCGGAUCCUGUCCUACUUCGACGCCUUCUCCCUCGGAAGGGCCGCCCAAGUCAGCAAGCUGUGGAAGAAACUCGCCGACGACGACCUGCUCUGGCGCGAGAUGUGCCAGCAACAUAUCGAACGCACCUGCCAGAAAUGCGGCUGGGGUCUCCCCUCGAUGCAGAAACGUAAACGCUCUCCCUCUCUGCCUAGUUCUCAGCAGCUUCGAUCCGACAAACGGGCCAAGUCCUCCGACGAGCUUCUCAACGAACCCUCCUCGACACCAUCCCCAUCCACGCUCCCUCCUCCUCUACCACCACCACCUCCUCCUCCUCCACUUCCUCCCCCAAUAGCAUCAUCAUCCUCUUCUUUACUCCCACCGAUCCUAUUACCCAGCUCAUCCCACCAACAACUACUCUCGAUCCCCACCGGUCCCUCAUCACCCACCUCGACUGGAGAAGAUUCAACCAAACCAUGGAAAUCGGUGUACACCGAACGAUUAGCAUUAGAACGUAAUUGGAGGAAGGGGAGUUAUGUGGAGAGAGUCUUAACGGGCCAUACAGACUCGAUCACCUGUCUUCAGUUCGAAGAGAACUUCGAGUCGCCAAGUUUCCCGAUCCUGAUGACUGGGAGUUGGGACCGGACGAUCCGGAUCUGGAACCUGGAUAAGCUGGAAUGUAUCCAGACCUUGAACGGCCACACUCGGGGGAUCAAGUGUCUGCAAUUCGACACCAACAAGUUGAUCUCGGGAGGGAUGGACCAUUGCUUGAAGCUAUGGAACUGGCGGACGGGCGAAUGCAUCCGGACCAUCCAGGGCCAUCAAGCCCCCGUGAGCUGUCUGAACUUCGACAACGAAGUCCUCGCUUCUGGCUCAGCUGACUCGACCAUCCGGAUCUGGAACUUCAACACCGGCGCCGGCUAUGUGCUCCGAGGCCAUCAGGAAUGGGUCAACACCGUCGCCUUGGACACCAAACCAUAUCCUUCUAACAACUCUUCCCGCACCCUCAAGUUGCUCUAUUCGGGCUCCGAUGAUGGCCAGAUCCGGAUCUGGAACCUCGGCUCACGAGAGACCCUGAAGAUCUUGAUCGGCCAUGUCGCUCAAGUCCAAUCCCUCUCCUUGCGUCCCUCUUCAAUCCUGCUCAAUGAUUCGCUUAUCUCCGGCUCUCUCGACAAUUGUAUCAAACUCUGGAACAUCAAAAUCUCCUUCGAUCUUCCUCCUUCUGCCUCCUCUAAUCAUUCUCGUUUCAAUCAUCACCCUCUUGGAAAUGGUGAUGAUGAUGAUCAGGGUGAUUAUGAUGAUGAUCGAGUGGUGGUGAGUGUGGAUGGGUUUUGUGAACGGACGUUGUUUGGUCAUAUCCAAGGAGUCUGGAGUAUCGAUGCAGAUAAACUAAGGAUCGUCAGUGCUUCGCAUGAUAGAUCGUUGAAGAUUUAGGACGGUUGACGGCAAUUGUGUGCAUACUUUUGUCGACAUCGCCGGGGCUGUAAGCUCGGUCAAACUCACGGAUGAUAGAAUCAUCAGUGGUGGUGAUGAUGGUGAAAUUCGGAUUUGGUGGUUUGGUAAAAAUUCAGAUUAAGAAAAUGUGUAUAUCCAUAUAUACAAACUUCAACACUUGUUCUCCAAAGUCUUCUUUUUAUUCAUGUAUACCACUUUUUUCUUUUUCUUUUUGAUGUAUUUGCUUCCCCCGUCUUUUGUGUGUGUGUUUGUCCAUUGUCUUUUCGCUUCAUGGUUAAUAAAAAAAAAGCUACCAGAUGUGGAUAACAUUACUAUACUUAAUUAUAAACAUGAAGGUCUAUAUAUAAUUAACUGAUUUUUUUUCUUGGAAAGGACUUUUUUACGUUCAUCAUUUUCAUGUUUCAUUAUAUAUACCACAAAUUUUC
Puccinia graminis f. sp. tritici CRL 75-36-700-3 is the source of this 2321-nucleotide messenger RNA. RefSeq lists its product as uncharacterized. Gene Ontology annotation, molecular function: protein binding. The transcript is spliced from 3 exons. Lineage: Eukaryota; Fungi; Basidiomycota; Pucciniomycetes; Pucciniales; Pucciniaceae. The record is from RefSeq and is a predicted model, not a curated record. The coding region runs from base 1 to 1875 and encodes 624 amino acids.